AUGGUUAAGUUAACUAAAUUACAAAUAAUUCUAAUACCAAAAGAAUAUGCACCAUUACCAAUAGAAGAUAUUAAUAGUAUUAUAUCAAAAAAAUUUCUUCAUUUAACAAAUCCAGUUAAAUCAAUACAAAGUUUACAUGAAGAAGUAUCAACAAGAUACAAAAAAUUAUAUCCAAAAGAACCAGAAUUAAAAAUUAUGAAUUUCCAAGAUCAAAAUUUAUGUGAUUUAGAUGAUGAAUAUACAAUUGAAGAUGUAUUUGAAAAUAAUGAUAUAGUAAGAGUUAUAGUUGAUAAUUUUUUUAAUGAUAAUAUUGAAUUUGAUUUUCACCAAAAGAGAUCCCAUGAAGAAAUGCAACGUAUUGAACAUAAUGUAACGCCGACUAAAGAACAACUAAACAGAAGUACAUCACCAGUUUCUUUAGCUCCACCACCUUCAAUUUCACUGAAUAAAAUCCCCAAAAAGAAAUUAAAUGAAACUCCAGGUGCUAUGUCAAGAGUUAGAAUUACUUCAGGUAUGCUUGAAAAACCUCCAAAUGAUACUGAUGACUUCAAUAAUAAUGGGAAUACAAAUAAUUUUGAAAAUCGUGAUGAUAUGGAUUUAGAUGUUGUAUCAAAUGAUGAUGGUUCAGAUGAAUCAGAUGAUGAUAAUAUUCCAAUUUCACAAGUUGUAAGCAAUUCCAAUUCACAAAGAAUUUCAAAAUCAGCUAUUUUGGAUAUGUAUAAAAGUAGAGCAAAUGAAAUACCUCCUGCUCAUGCUCAUGAUGAAGUGUUGAAAAAUUUAGGAAUUGAUACAAUUGAAGGGAAUCCAUUAUUAGGUGAUAAUAAAAAAAGAACAGCUGGUUUAGAAGCAGCUUCAAAAAUUAGUAAUAAUAAUAAUUUUAAAAAACCAAAUUCAACACCACAAUCUAAAUCAGCUACAACUUCAGCAACUUCGUCAACUAAAAAAGCUACUCCAACUCCAAAACAACAAAAACCACUUGCACAAACUCAACCAAAUGUAGCACCAGCAGGUUCUAAAAUCACUACAACAAGUCCUCCAACCAUUACAAAAAAACCACCUACAUUAACGGGUAAUGAAUCAGUACAAGCUUUAAAACCAAAAGAAGAAACAAUAUAUGAUGAAGAUAAAACAAUGAAUUUACUUGAAAGUAUAAAAGUUAGUUUGAAUCAUUUUGAAGAUCAACUUUUAAUAUAUAAGAAAAAAGACGCAGAUGGUUAUUUUAAAUUACCUAAAUAUUUUGCUUUAAGUCCAUAUCAUAAUUCAAAAGCUUAUACUGAUCCAAUUAUAGAUUGUCGUUUAAAUUUAAGUGAUGAAGCAAAUUAUGAAGGUCCUUUACCAUACAAGUUAAAAACAAGAUCAACUGCUCAUAAUCAUAAAUUAUUUACUUCAUCAAUUCCUUCACUUCUAAAAGAUGAACCAAUAAAUACUCCUCCGAAAUUUCAAUCACCUCCAGCACCACAAAAACAACAACCACAAAAACAGCAACCACCAAAACAACAACCACCAAAACAACAGCCACAAAAGCAAACCCCAACCACCACCAAAUCAACUACUACCACUGCCAAAUCUCAACAGCAAGCAUCAACUCCAAAACCAAAAACACCAGCCAAAUCAAAUAUUGAAAGCAGUCAUCGUCCAAUUACUAGAUCUGAUACAAAUAAAAAUACACCAAAACCUCCAACUUUACGUACAUCAUCACGUCCAACAUCACGUCCGACUCAACCAACUCGUCAACAACCAAAGCCAAAACGCGCAUCUCCACCAGCUCGUCAACAACCAAAACCAAAACGCCUUAUUGAUACUUAUAGUGAUACAGAAGUAAUUGAAAUUUCAUCAUCACCAGAAACUGACUCAGAAGAAGAAGAAGAAGUUGAAAUAAGACAACCUAAAAGAAGAUCAAGUGGUUCAAAAGCAGCAAAUAACAAACCAAAUGGUGUAUCUUCAAGAAAAAAUUCAACAACUCCUAAAAAUGUUGCAGCUAAAGAUAAUAAAAUAACAACAAGAAGUCAAUUUAAAAUAACAACUCCAAAAAAUUUCACCAAAAAUAAUGGUAACUCAAGAUCUCCUACAAGUCCAAAAGAUUCAAUGAAAUCAAAGUUUCAAGAAAUUGCAGCAUUAUUUAUUGGUUCACAAGAUCUGUCACCACAAGGAAAAAAAAACAAAGAUUAUGAUGGAGAUGAUGAAAAUGAAAAUGAUGAACCAUCACAACAACCACAACAACAACAAACUAAUUUUGCUUCGAUGUUUAGUAAUCCUAAAAAGACAACUUUUGAUGUCGUUAACCUGAUGUUUGGUGGUGUAGAUAAAACCAAUGAAAAUAAUGAAAAUUUGGAAUCUCCAUUUGGUACAUCAACUGAUCCUGCUCUGUUGAGUAAAAAUAAUGGAAGUACAGCUGCUUUUGGUGUUGGUAACUCAUUCGGUAAACCCGAAACAACAACUACUACAUCGACAACAGAUCAAAAUGGGAGAUCUUAUAAUUCACCACCUCCAACCACCAUAUCAAAUGAAGUAUUAUUGGAAAGUCCAGUCCCAUCAAGUGGUCAUGGUAGUUUACAAUUAUAUGCAAAUAAAGAUGGUGAAGCUCCAUUAUCUUCUUCUGGUUCAAGUGAUGUAGAAUCAGUGAUUGAAGGAGAUGAUGAUGAAGAUGAUGGACAAGAAGAAGACUCGGCAACAAAUAAUCAAAAGAAAAGAUUAGUUGCUUCUAUUCCACAAAAGAGAAAUUCACCAGCUCCCAUAAAUUUACAAACUAGUAAUUUACUUCCAACAAAUUCCCCAUUUGCAAAUUUUGAAAAUUCAUCAAGUUUAUCAAAUAAUGUAACUACUGCAACAACUAUAGAAACAUCAGCUUCAUCAACUGCAAAAGAAAAAGAAGAUCAACCAAUAGUUACACCAUUGAGAAAACCACUUUUACCUUCAUUAUUAGAAUUGGGGAGUAGAGGAGUUCCAGAAGUUAAAGAAAUUGAAGAAACUACAACUACAACUACAACUACAAAAAAGGGUUUAAUCAACCAGGAUGAAUCAUUAAGUUCUGAAGAAGAAAGUUCAAGUGGGUCUAGUUCAAGUGAUGAAGAUGAAGAUGAUGGAAAUAAAAGAUUAUUUUUAUAA
This is a messenger RNA of Lodderomyces jiufengensis, 3105 nucleotides long. RefSeq lists its product as uncharacterized. The transcript has a single exon. Gene Ontology annotation, molecular function: phosphatase activator activity; rDNA binding. The record is from RefSeq and is a predicted model, not a curated record. Gene Ontology annotation, biological process: rDNA heterochromatin formation; negative regulation of septation initiation signaling. Gene Ontology annotation, cellular component: nucleolus. Lineage: Eukaryota; Fungi; Ascomycota; Pichiomycetes; Serinales; Debaryomycetaceae. The coding region runs from base 1 to 3105 and encodes 1034 amino acids.